Messenger RNA from Ilex paraguariensis (yerba mate), 411 nucleotides. The record is from the annotation of a GenBank genome assembly. NCBI's taxonomy places the organism in Eukaryota, Viridiplantae, Streptophyta, Magnoliopsida, Aquifoliales, Aquifoliaceae.
AUGGCAAAUGGUAUUACUACUACAACAACACUACUAUACUUUAUCAAAGAAUACAAACCUCAUUCUUUUUUUUUCUUAGACAUGGAGCCCCAACGUGUUUGCAUCCAAAAACAGCUCUCGGAGACAGAUAUCAAUCGCAAUUUAGAAGUACCCAACCAAGCACAGUUUUUGCCAGAGGGAAAUGGUAUCAUGCUUGUAACUGACCGAGAUGGUACAGCAUUUGAAUUCGUAGCAUCAGUGAGGAGAAGUGGGAGGCGUUCUCUGACGCACCAGUGGAUCGAUUUUGCUGCAUCAAAGGGUCUUAGAGCCGGUGAGUUCAUCAGGAUUAAUUGGACAGGGCAUGAGAAUCAGUAUGAGGUGCAGUUGGGACUGCAAGCCCAUGGACAGCACAUAUUUUGGGAAACCCUUUAA